Scomber japonicus (chub mackerel) is the source of this 2418-nucleotide messenger RNA. Its product is annotated as SH2 domain-containing adapter protein F-like. Bases 171 to 1424 code for a protein of 417 amino acids. The transcript is spliced from 8 exons. Gene Ontology annotation, molecular function: phosphotyrosine residue binding. Lineage: Eukaryota; Metazoa; Chordata; Actinopteri; Scombriformes; Scombridae. The record is from RefSeq and is a predicted model, not a curated record.
UGCUCCGGCUAACAUUAGCUGCUUGUCUGUCUGUGAAGCAGCCGGGGCGGAUUUCACUGACAACAAUGAUUUCUUUUUAGAUCCGACAACGUUAUAACGAAACGCGUGGAUGGUAACCAGAAAGAUAUCAAAGUGUAACGGGGAACCGUCAAUGCAAAGAAAGAGGAUCCAUGGCAAAGUGGCUGAAGGACUACCUAAACUUUGGCAACAGGCGUGACCCUCCACAGCCCCCGAGGCCAGAUUACAGCGAGAGUGAAAUUUUGAGGGCCUACAGAGCUCAGAAAGACCUGGAUUUCGAGGACCCUUACCAGAGCUCUGACAAGGAGCUCCAGAAUGGUGGUUUCAGCUCCUGUAGUGCGACAGUGAGCCUCCCCUCAUUCCCUGCAUUUGGUUCAGGGCUGCCUAAUGGUGUGGAGGUAAAAGUGGUUUCCCCCAAACACAGACUAAUUAAAGUGGAUUCUCAGGAGUUUGGUCGCUGUAAAGUCCCCUUGAGUCCUGUGACUAUCCAAGAGGAACCUGUGGUUCCCUCUGCCCCAGCAGCGUCAGACGCUGAUACAGAUUACUCUGACCCAUUUGAUGCCCGUCCAGACCCAAGACCCCGACCAAACUGGGAGCCCAAAUCUGCACCAACAGACUGUUGCAGCUACAUGGAGCCAUUUGAGGCACAGCGGAUCAUUUCAGAAAUGCAGCACAGAGUGAUGACAAACAGGUCUGGGAGUGGAGAUGGUCCCCAAUUAUAUGAUAACCCGUACGAAGAGAGGACUCGUCACCACCACCACCGAGCUGCUCCAACGGCACAACAGCAACCCCAGAGGGUGGAGGGUGGACUUCUCCUGUUGGACAGCAGGGAGAGCAGACUGCCUCAGGAUGAUGAAAGGCCAGCUGAUGAAUAUGACCAGCCCUGGGAGUGGAAGAAGGAUAACAUCUCCAAAGCACUAGCAGUUCAAUUUGAAGGGGCAGAAAGGGAGCGUUCACGAGCUCAGACAGAACAAACUAGGCUCGCCAAGACGGGCACCACAUCUACCACAGCAGACUCGACCACACUCCGCCUCGUUGGUGACACACCUCCUAUGCUGGGGGAGCGAGUGGAUCCAUUUCUGCCACUAGAGAGCCAAGUAUGGUACCAUGGAUCCCUGAGCCGUUCGGAGGCAGAGUCUCUACUGACUCUGUGCAAGGAGAGCUCAUAUCUGGUGAGGAACAGCCAGUCAUGCCGGAACGACUACUCUCUGUCACUCAGGAGUUGCAAGGGCUUCAUGCAUAUGAAAUUUACUCAGUCUGCAGACGGGCGCUACGUGCUCGGAGAGAACAGCCCUCCCUUCUCCACCAUCCCUGAGGUCAUCCACUACUACACCACGCACAAGCUGCCAAUCAGAGGAGCUGAGCACAUGUCCCUACUGUAUCCCGUCAUAGUGCAAACCCUUUGACACUGAUACACACACACACACACACACACAUACACUCUUUCUUCUGGUGCUACUGAAUACAAUAUAUACUCAACAUUUACCCCUUUACAUGCCUUUCCACUGCCAUUUUACCUUCACCGCUCACAUGAGAUCGAACUGUUUGGUGCCAUCUUUUCCUUUUUUUCCUGUUUACCAUAACCCCAGUUACUACACUGGCAGCUAAAUAAGACAGUUCAGUGCCUCAUGAACCAAUGCCUAUGACCUGCUUUUGGCCACUGACAUCCCUGUUUUGAAUAUCAUACUUUGAGGUCGAAGAUAAAAACAGAAACUGAAGUCUUGAGGUGUAGUAGAAUCUACAGAGUAUUGCAUGGAGAUAGGCUCUUGUACUGCUGUGCAGAUAUGGACUGUGCUAUCAGCUCAUUUAAAGGAUAAUACAGGUGUUUUUCUUUUAAGCUUGUGCCAAUCAUCUAGAUUGACUAUUUCAACCAAGGCAACUUUUUUUUGUCCAUGUGAAUUUUAUGUUUUAAAAUGACAAAAAAAAAAACAUCAAACAAACAAAACAAUGGAGGUGGAGAGUUAAAAUAGAUGUUAGACAAUAGAAGACGCAGUAGAAAAUGUGCUGUAAUCAACAAACAACACUGUUAUUAUUCCUUCAAGUGUUAGUUACCAAUAUCAAUCACACACUACAUUUAUUUUAAACCACAGCUGUAUUAGCAGCCCUGGGUUUCUCUGUGUUUGAGAGGCCUGUGAAUGUUUUAUGAUGCUGUAGCUGCGCGCCCUGCAGUGCUGUGCUAGAUUCAUUAUGUUAUGUGUGAAGCGACAAGACGGAUAUGACUUGUUCAAUUCACACCAUAACAGACUCCGGCAAUACUAGUUUGUAGAAUAAAGACUACAGUAUUAUAUUGAAAGCUUGUGGCUUUGUGAUCAUGACUAUUAAAAAAAAAAAAGCUUUGGUAGAUUUACUGUGCUGUUUUAUAAGAUUUAAAAUGUGUUAAAAAUAAAGGUGUUGUCUGUU